AUGACCAAUGGAGGCAACGGGGAGGGUGGAAGUCAACGGAAAAAGAAUCCUUCUCGUGGCAAUGACUUUCCCUAUGCAGUCGCUAGAAUGGCCGUGGCGCAGAUAUGCGAGAGCGUGGAGAUCAGCACUUUCCAGGAGUCACAUUCACGGGAAGGUGCGAGGUUUAGUUCUUUUCAGGAAUCUGCGCUGGAGAGAUUGACUGAUGUAAUGAUACAGUACAUUCAAAGCGUUGGGAAGAUGACGCAGUUUUAUGCUAAUAUGGGUGGUAGAGUAGAAGGUAAUGGUUUGGAUAUUGUUCAAGCGCUUGAGGAUUUGGGGUCUGGAUUGGGUUUUAGCGGUGGGCAUGAUGUUGAGCGUUGUCUUGCUGAUUCCGGUGUGGUUAAGGAUAUUAUUCGGUUUACGGGUGAAGUUGAGGAAGUGCCUUUUGUUUAUUCUCUUCCUCGUUUUCCUUUUAAUAGAGGGAAGAGACGAGCUCCUAGCUUCUCUGAGAUUGGAGGAGAGAUGCCAGAUGAGCAUAUUCCGGUUUGGCUUCCUGCUUUUCCUGGAACCAAGAUGUUGAAGGAGGUUGAGGAGAGUAAUGUUGAGAAAGUUGAAGGAGAGGUGAAGAGGAAAGAGAAUGGACUGUCUUUGCCGAGUAUGCAGCAGUCUGUGGAUGUUGAUAGGUUAAAAGUUCAGAAAUCUAUGGAUCAAGAGGAUGUUCAGGAACCAGCAGAGGAACCGGAGGGUAAUCCAUUCCUUGCUGCACCAGUUUGGGUUAGUGAGAAGAACGUGCCACCUGUGCUGUGCCCGUCUGAGCCAACAAAUGAAGAAGUUAGCAUUGGCCUUGUUCCUGAGAAACAAACAAACAAGAGUCAUCACAUUCCACCCCUUGAGGCACAUGCUCUACCUGGCAUGAUCAACGACGAGAGCAGAUUAGGUGGAACGGAUGAUGGGGAGAAAACAGAUAGUGCAAGAACACAACGAGCUUUACUCCGUUUCAAGAUUGGAACUCGAAAAGCCUCUAUGUGUUGGACAAUAAAGCAGAGCUUAAAAGAUAAGGGUUGGUUUCUAGAGGAUGGAGAUAAGAGGGAGAAAAAGGUGGAACGCGAAGAAAAACUCGAAACCAUUGACACAGAUGUAAAUUAGGUAUUUUGUGACUUAGAAUAUGUAGACGGAAUACCAUUGUUUCUUGAGUUUAGACAUAGUUUGCAAUUGAAUACGUGCCCCGUUAGUGAAAUGAGAUUUUUUUUUACUGGUUCAAAAUACUAGAGGAAGGUGUGUGGUCUUUAGCAUCAUUUGCUGGUGAAACAUUCUUUUUCAAGUGGAGACAUAAUAUCCUCACUUCUACUGAGAAUUGAUUUCCUUUAAGUGUGGCAGUGUUGAUAAUUCUAACAUUAUUCAGAGUUGUUGGAAGAGAAGUGGUGUUUGGUCUAAAAUGUU
Molecule: messenger RNA, 1419 nt
Organism: Eruca vesicaria subsp. sativa (arugula)
Lineage: Eukaryota; Viridiplantae; Streptophyta; Magnoliopsida; Brassicales; Brassicaceae
Source: the annotation of a GenBank genome assembly